GCGCGCAGUCAUCGCCAUUUUGAAUUACAGCCGCACUUCGCUGGCUGAUGACUGAAAGGAGGCAAGAUUUCUUCGUUUCUGAAAUAUUUUCUGCGCAUUCAAAGCUAUACUUACUGGAUACACAUUGUGAGGGAUUUACAUCGCUCUAAGUAUGGCUCACCGAAAUCUAAAACAGGUCAACAUUCAAAACAACGCACCGUCGCCGAAACCUCAGCAGCAGCAGUACCACCAGCAGCACCACCAGCAGCAGCAGCACACAAAGCGCAACAUGGACUCUCCAGGCAUGGAGCGAAGGCCGAAUGUUGCGGAUGGGAAAACCCCACCACCAAAGCCGCCGACGGCUGCCAGCCCUGCGGCAGAGGGGGAGGGUGGAGCCGGAGAGUCGCAGGAGAUGACGCUGGAUAUAAAGAGUUUCAGGAGACCCGGGGAGAAAACCUUCACGCAGCGUUGUAGGUUGUUCAUCGGUAACCUCCCGACAGACCUCACGGAGGAUGAUUUCAAAAAGCUGUUUUCCAAGUAUGGCGAGGCUAACGAGGUGUUUAUCAACCGAGACCGAGGAUUCGGCUUCAUUCGACUGGAAACCAGGACGCUGGCGGAGAUUGCCAAGGCAGAAUUGGACGGCAUAGUGCUGGGGAACCGACCUAUCCGGAUCCGCUUCGCCACGCACGGCUCUGCCCUCACGGUGCGGAACCUUUCCCCCGUGGUCUCCAACGAGCUCCUUGAGGAGGCCUUCUCCGAGUUCGGCCCCGUGGAAAGGGCUAUCGUUGUGGUGGACGACCGAGGAAGGCCCACUGGGAAGGGGUUUGUGGAGUUUGCCAACAAACCUUGUGCUCGUAAAGCCCUGGAUCGCUGUGCUGACGGGGCGCUGCUGCUCACCACGUCUCCUCGGCCUGCCAUUGUGGAACCCACCGAGCAGCUGGAUGAAGAGGAUGGACUCCCAGAGAAGUUACUGGUGAAAUCUGUACACUACCACAAGGAGAGGGAGCACCCCCCGCGGUUUGCCCAGCCGGGGACAUUUGAGUUUGAGUACUCGUCCCGCUGGAAGGCCCUGGACGAGAUGGAAAAGCAGCAGAGAGACCAAGUUGAGCGCAACAUCCGAGAGGCAAAGGAGAAGCUAGAGCAAGAGAUGGAGGCCGCCAAGCACGAGCAUCAGCUCAUGAUGAUGAGACAAGACCUGAUGAGGCGUCAAGAGGAGCUGAGACGUCUGGAGGAGCUUCGCAACCAGGAGCUGCAGAAACGCAAGAAUAUAGAGAUGAGACAUGAGGAGAGGCGUAGGCAGGAGGAGGAGAUGAUGCAGCGCCAUCGAGAGCAGGAAGAGAUGAGACGCCAACCGGACGGCUUCAAGCCAAACUAUGCGGACACCAGAGAACAGGAAAUGAGAAUGGGUGAACUGGGCCCUCGUGGAGCCAUUAAUAUGGGAGAUGGGUUUAACCCCGCCUCUGUUGCCGGGGCCAGUGUAAACCAGGGACCCCCUCAAAUGAUUGGCAUAGGCAUGAGCGGAAGGGCCGGAGCCAUGGGCCCCGAGGGAACUCCAAACAUGGGCGCACCAAACAUGAUGCCAGACAAUGGAGCCAUGCAGCGCAACGAUAGGUUCCCCCAGGGGGCUCCUAAUCAGAUUGGUUCGUCCCCAAUGAGUGGCCGUCCAGGUGUCGAGUCCCCACAGCAGCAACAGGCAGUGGGGGCAGGGCUUAUGGGGGCAGGGCCUGGACCUGCAGUGGGGGGGCCAGCAGGCUUCGGGAGGGGAAUCCCUGUUGUGGGAAACUAUGAAGGGCCUAACAACAAACGUCGCAGAUACUGAUUGUUAUUAUGUUUACAUUUUUUCAACGGUGUACCCCAAGGCUCAAUAUUUGGAUCUCUUGCUUUUCCUUUCGCAUUAUGUAAAAUAACUGAUUUAUUUUCUCAUCAAAUGUUUGGUUCUGUUCUUUUAAUUUGGGCUGAUUAUUUCCCUCAGCUUCUUCAUGUGUUGACUGAGGGGGGAAAAAAUACUUGUUUUAUAUCAAAAGCCAGGCCCAAUAGUCAUGCAAAAACACAAAUCUUCAAUGUUGGCCGCCAAAGGCCAAUAUCAACUGCGAUGUAUCUUGAUGUAGUCAGGUCUGUAGGUAAGGUUUAGGCCAAUAUUAACUGUGAUGUAUAUUGAUGUAGGCAGGUCUGUAGAUGGCUUAUAAACUUCUGUAUGAUGUUGUUUCUUGCUUUUUGCUAUCAGUAUCCUAUCCUCCUGUUAUUGUUGUUUUCAGUAGAUCCUAGUAACAAGUGAAGACCUGCAUUGCCUCUGCAAUGGUUAGCUUACUUUGAUUUCCUCCCGUCCAUGGAAUGUCUUUCCAGUACAUUGCAUCCUGUAGUAGUAGUUUGGCUAACUGCAAUAAAACUGUGAAAUGCCAUUUUGUGAAAACAACUAAGUUGAUUGAAGUAAAAAAAAAAAAAAA
Oncorhynchus kisutch (coho salmon) is the source of this 2423-nucleotide messenger RNA. RefSeq names its product paraspeckle component 1. Bases 152 to 1798 code for a protein of 548 amino acids. Gene Ontology annotation, molecular function: RNA binding. The record is from RefSeq and is a predicted model, not a curated record. The transcript has 9 exons. Lineage: Eukaryota; Metazoa; Chordata; Actinopteri; Salmoniformes; Salmonidae.